UGCAAGCGUAGUAAAGCAGGCAGGUCAAUAACAAUCGGGCAGGUAGGUACAGAGGGUCAGCAGAGAAUGGUCUGGUUCACAAGCCAGGGAUCAAACAGGAGAAGUCAGCAGAGGUCAGGAUCAAGCAAGGUCGACAGGAACAGGAACAGGAAUGCAGGUAACAGAUACAGGGGCCCAUGGAAAAAACACACACCAAGGCACAGACUGCAGUACUGGCCAUCCCUUAAAUACACCUCCAUAAUCAGCUUCAGGUGUUUGGCUGACUACAGGUUUGAGUCUCUGAUUGCUGAGAGCACCCGCUGGCCAGCCCUGGUACUGCAGUCCACAAGGCAGGUGAGUCCCACCAUUACUGGCAGGUCCAUUCCUGACAGGGGGUUCUGUGAG
Staurois parvus is the source of this 384-nucleotide messenger RNA. The record is from the annotation of a GenBank genome assembly. NCBI's taxonomy places the organism in Eukaryota, Metazoa, Chordata, Amphibia, Anura, Ranidae.